AUUAGCAAAGCUGUCAUUGGCGAGAAAAGUGAAAUCUAUCCGCACCGCAGACGCCAUUUAAACGUUGGCGCAAGCCUGGACAGCGAGAAGACAAAAUAUUUUUGUUUUUUCCUAUCAUCCUGGUUCUGUUUGGUUCCACAUUUCGUUUUUAGUUUACCAUCGUAAGCCUUAGCUUAACACAGUAGCAGUAAGCGAUAGCACGCGGCAAAAGACGUAUGCGAUGAUCCCGAGAACUAAAGUGUUUGUAGGCAGCUUGCCACCUGCGACGAAGCCGGAGGAAGUACGCCGGUUGUUCGAAAACUAUGGCGUGGUGACGGAAUGCGACGUAAUGAAUCGAUGCGCGUUCGUGCACAUGCAGAAUCAAGAUAUGGCCGAAAGCGCGAUCCAGGCGCUGCACAACACCACCUUCAAAGGUGUGACGAUCGUGGUCGAACGUGGCCGCGUCCGGGAGCGGCCCCCGGGCGGUGUCGGUGGCGGCGGCAUGGAUAGUUCGCGGGGCCGCCCCGGCGCCGGUCCGAUGCGAGGUACACGCGGCGGAAUGCGAAGCCAACCGUACGGUGUUGGCGGUGGUUACGGAGCGGCGCGCGCCCCGGGAGUGUACGGGGCUCGCGCAAACUAUGGUACCGGUGGCCGCUACGAUGGAGGUUAUAGCUAUAGGAAUGAUGUCGGAUACAGUUCCUCCAGUAAUGCCUAUGGGUACGGGUACAGUAGCAACGGUGGCGGGUACGGUAGCACGCGCCACUCCAGCAGCGAGGAUCGCCGCGGCUUCACGUUACCAUCCUAUCCCUCCGACCCGAGCAGGGGCACGUACGGUAGCAAUUAUGAUGGCUAUUCCAGCUACGAUGGCUAUAGUAGCUACGGUUACGAUACCACACAAGCAUCCUCCAGCUACCAGCGAUGGCCAUCUACCGCACCAGCAACAGCAGAUAGCUACUCAUACGCCGGUGGCUACUCACAAGCAUCAGCGGACCCGGCGGCUGUCGGUCAAAGUACAGAUUAUAGUCAAUCUUAUCCUUCCAUGAGUGGUAGCUCAUCUGGAUACCGUGCGUCAGCAACCGCUUCACCACAGUCCUACCGUAAUUCCGUUUCCGGUUACGGGCAACCCACGUCUGGCAGAAGAUUCUAAUACGGUGCCAACCGAUCAUGCAUGAGAAGGUGUGAGAGACCCCGGGGGUGGCAGCAGUAGCAGUCGUCUAUGUUUUACGUGCGGCAUUACGUCCCUCAACCUCAUGAUUCAGCAGCCGCCAGGAUCUUUACAAAGAAACGUUUGCAGUAGCGCCGAAUAUCACUGUUACUGUCAAUCAUCAUCGUCAAAAACAAAACAACAGCACCUCAUUACUAUCGCUCACGAACCUCCUUUUAACACAAACAUACAUGUACACACAAUGAACAGUUUUCGUAAAAAUAGUUGUGUAGUAUUUGGCACUAUGCCCGAAAAUUAGAGUCACUGUCACAUUUACACACACACACACACACACACACACACACACACAUACAAACAACACAUCUUCAUUUUGGAUGACACGUAAAAAGUCGUAAUUUACUUAAUAUAUCCUAUCGUGGAACGGCAUGAAACAAUCAGCCCUUAUUAAAGUGAGUUUAUGAUUUGUUACUUGUAGCUUACAUGGUACCGGUUUGUUCUCAAUUUUACGUCUCCGUUCUUUCAAAGUUGUAACGUUGCACCUGCGGCGGAACCGUUAUUGUACCGGGAUUGUACCGAUUGCUCCUGUGGGUAGUUAGCCACAAAGGUCUCCUGAGCAUUAAUUUUUAUUUCCUUUGCGCAUUUCUUAUCACAGUUUUUGUAUGAAAGCAGUGGAAUGUGGUGUAAAAAUGCAUAACUCCUCGGGUACACUCCACCCGGGCAGGUAGCGUGCCGGCGGAAAAGGAGAGUAGAAAGACAUACAGAGCGAGAGAAAAGGGCGAUGACAAUGCACGGCGGCUGCGAAGCGUAUGGUUUACAUUGCACGGCGCGCAGUAGAAUAAUCAUAGACUGGGGGGAAAAGGUCCCGGGACGAAUGUUUUGUUAGACAUCAAGAAGUAGAGUGAGCAUUUUGCGUUUCUUUUUAUAUCUAAUUAAUUAUUUCACUUGGCCAAGAACGUUCUGGGAAGAAAAAAACAAAACAAAAUAUUCUUUAGUGUAUUUAUAUCGAUAUAUACAUUACAAAACAAUUAUAUUUACGAAAUCGAUCAGAAUGCAGAAUGGGACAGUAUCCAGCGGGAACACAGCGAAACACCGGAAACACACGUACCCCCCGGCAAUGGUGUCGCUCGAUCUGUAAUAUACACAUCCUCAUUCACAGAUCCAUACACACACACACAUACAGUAAAAACCCACACGUACAUCUGCAUAACGCGCGUACAGAACUUUUUUUUGAUAAUAGUGUAAUAAAAUCGAAAAUCAAUCAAAAUUAC
Anopheles stephensi (Asian malaria mosquito) is the source of this 2412-nucleotide messenger RNA. RefSeq names its product RNA-binding protein 4.1. The record is from RefSeq and is a predicted model, not a curated record. The transcript has 5 exons. Gene Ontology annotation, biological process: mRNA splicing, via spliceosome. Gene Ontology annotation, cellular component: nuclear speck. The coding region runs from base 221 to 1126 and encodes 301 amino acids. Gene Ontology annotation, molecular function: mRNA binding. NCBI's taxonomy places the organism in Eukaryota, Metazoa, Arthropoda, Insecta, Diptera, Culicidae.